GGCCGCCUUCGCCUCGGUGCCCGUCUUCCCGCUCUUCGACGCUGCUUACUUCAUCGUGUCCGUCCUCUACCUCAAGUACGAGCCAGGUUAUCUUAUGAAUGAAAGAGCUGAACAGAUUGCUCAUGAAUUCUAGAGGGCACCUAGGUUGAAGCAAUGGAGAGACUGGAGCUGUGGAGAUGUCUCGCAAGAGUCCUUUUGCCUCCUGGCUUUGUGCCAUGCUCCACUGCUUUGGAAGUUACAUCCUCGCUGAUCUGCUGCUCGGAGAGUCACCUAUUCAUUACUUCAGUAACAACUCCAGUGUCAUCCUGGCCACAGCAAUCUGGUAUUUGAUAUUCUUCUGCCCCAUGAACCUCUUCUACAAGUGUGUUAGCUUUCUGCCUGUGAAGCUCAUCUUUGUGGCUAUGAAGGAGGUGGUCAGAGUUCGCAAAAUUGCGGCCGGCGUCCACCACGCUCAUCACCAGUACCACCACGGCUGGUUCAUCAUGAUGGCCACUGGAUGGGUCAAAGGUUCUGGUGUUGCUUUGAUGUCUAACUUUGAGCAACUGCUGCGUGGGGUCUGGAGGCCAGAAACAAAUGAAAUUCUUCACAUGUCUUUCCCUACAAAAGCCAGUCUGUAUGGCACAGUUCUUUUCACUUUGCAACAAACUCAUUGGCUCCCUGUCUCUGAAGCCAACCUCAUCUUCUUUUUCACCAUGUUUAUGAUAGUUUGCAAGGUUUUCAUGACGGCAACUCAUUCUCACGCCUCACCUUUUGCUCCAGUGGAAGGCUUCAUCUGCCCAGUUUUCUUUGGCUCUGUUUCUGGCGGACACACUGGCCAUCAUAAUCAGCAUGGGCACUCCCACGAGGCUUCCUAUCAGCCACCUCCUCCUGUGAAGUCAAAAGAGGAGCUAAAUGAAGGCACAAGGAAACGAAAAGCAAAAAAAGCUGAAUAAAAAAGCAACCAAACACUAAACAGGCCAAGAAAAUUCCUCCAGAGCUGUGUCUCAAAGCCGCCUGCAGUCUCCUUUAUCCUCCAGUCCUCUCACGGACUUCAGAGGAGAGGUGGAAGUGAAGACACUGCCAGGCAAUUCCCUGAAGUUCAGUUGUGCUCUCUGUGCUGCUCCUUGCUUCUUGGUCUCUAUCUCUCUAUUCUGAUCAUAUUUUCAGGGAUUCAUAGAUUUAUGCCAGGAUGAUAAAUGGGUGCCAGUUCCCAGCUGGCAAUUAUGUCAGCAAUUAUGAUGCAUCAUCUUUCACUGUGUUUAUUUAUGAAUGGAAGUAAUGGUCUGUGCUCCCACAACUGUUCCUGUGAGUUUUCAUUGGCCUUUUUGAUGUCCCCCAGAACAACAAACUGUUUAGACACAAUCAAUGUGGAAAUUGGAUUUCAUGCUUGAGGAAAUUAAAUGGUCUGUUACAAUCCUGAUCUAUUUUUCCCAGCUCCUGCAUCUGCCAUGUCUCCAAAUAACAUGAUAUUCUGUACACAAUAAGGAAAACAGCUCUGGUGUCCUGGCCAAAUUCUACUCUGAAAUUACAUUUUUCUCAUCCAAGUUCCCUCUGAUUCUUAAUGAAUGGUCACUUUCUUAACUAAGACUUUGUUUGCAGGACCCUUGAAGCUGUAAAAUGCUCUUAAAUGCUAUCUAUUGGUACUGUUAUUAUUUUAAACUGUUUUGUAGUGUUGAUGCUCUGUUAGCAAUUGUGUGUUUCACCUCAAACCUGAUUGUCUUUACUUGAGAAAGAAGCAUGUUUUUGGUUUGUUUGUAAUCCUGUGGGAUAUAAGAAGGGUAUGUGAGUGUAAAUAAGUAUUUAUUACUAUUUAUUUAUAACUGUCAGGGCACCUAAUUAAUGGACCUGAAACUGCUUUUUAAAUCUUUGCAUCUUUACAUCAGGAGAAUUGGAUACUUCUAAGUCCGGGCUGUGCUUGAAGCAGUGACUUUGGUGUGCUGGUGGGCAGCCUGAACACCGACUGUACACAGGAGGAAACGUUUCUUAUAUUCUUAAAGAAGGUUAGAAAGGCUGAAGAAAUAGAUUUCACACCAGCUGAUUAGAAGUACUUUAAUGGACUAAUAAGAGAGUGCCAGCUUAAGAAACAGAGUUUCCUUUGUAGGUCCCUUUUUGCCAAACUACUGAUCUGUGCCCAAUGAGGGAGGGAGAAUGUGAAAUGCCUUGCAUGGCUCGGAGCAGUCAGUCAGCUUGUUCAUGUUCUGCUUAAUGAAUACUGGCUUUUAGAUUAGUUUGAAGCUGUUCCUGUAACAGAUUUUGUUCUUAAAAGUGUCAUCUUAAGCAUUGUGCCCUGGAGACCUUAACUCAUUCUGAGGUGUGUUUUUAUCACUGAUGGCCAGGAUCACUGCAGUGCUAAAAGUAUGCUUGGGGGUGGAGUACUGGGCUUUCAGCUAAGCAGUGUGUCACCAUCCCUAGCAAUAAGGCUUGCUGCUGUCACCUUGCAAUGAGGAAUAGAAAUUGAAGGAUUUAAGAACAGUCAUUGCUUGGUUGUUGUUUUGUUGGUUUUUUUUUGAUGUGUGUCCCUAUUCCAGAAUUGAAACUGAUAUUAAUUUUGGAAAAAAGAAUUAUUGUAUACAACCAGAUAAAAGCCAGUAAGAGGUCAAAUGAUUCGUAGGUUUGGGUUCUUAAAGUGCCUUAACUUUGUGAGUUUCCCUCAGAAGAAAACAGCUUCUACCUGACAACAGUCUGGUUUUGCAAAUACUGGUCUACAAAAACCUGGUGUAUCACUGACAUGCAUAUAAAGAAUGGUUUAUGAGAUGUCUGAUUCAAGGGGAAAUUUGUUAUAUAAAAGCCCUUAACAAAAUAAAAAUUGUGAAGUGACUCUGAUUGUCCAAUGGCA
Molecule: messenger RNA, 2815 nt
Organism: Lagopus leucura (white-tailed ptarmigan)
Lineage: Eukaryota; Metazoa; Chordata; Aves; Galliformes; Phasianidae
Gene: TMEM38A
Product: transmembrane protein 38A
Exons: 7
Coding region: 177-932 (251 amino acids)
Biological process (GO): potassium ion transmembrane transport
Cellular component (GO): membrane
Molecular function (GO): potassium channel activity; identical protein binding
Source: RefSeq, a predicted model, not a curated record